AGCCGAAGAUGCAUGGAGAAGCCUGUGAGUUAAUAUUUUUUCCUGCCCUUAUUCUGCUUCCUCACAGCCUCACUGAAGCCGAUCCAGAGCGCGAUCCGACAGAGUUUGGCCGCAGCAAUUUCCGGUUUUGUUUUGUUGUUUCUUUCUUUCUUUUUUUUUUUUCCUUUUUUUUUUUUUUUUUUUUUUCCUGUUCCACCAAGACACGAGCCAGAAUUAAUCCGCUCCUAAUCGCGGCGUGCAGCCGGCCGGGCUGACCUCCGCACGUCCUUCCCUGCGCCCAGCGGGGACCGUCCCCGGGUGGGACCCUCCCGUCCCCGUCCCCGUCCCCGUCCCCGUCCCCGUCCCCGUCCCCGUCCCCGUCCUGCCGGUGCCUGCUGCGAGCCCGGCUCUUGGCAGAGCUCCCCAGCCCUUCCUGCCUCGCCUCCCUCGCCGCGAGCCUGCCCGGCCCCGGCCCAGCCAUGCGGGCUGUGUUUGUACACAGAUGAGUAACAGCUCCGGCGCUCGCACAGCGCCCAGCCCGCUGCCGGCAGCAGCGCCCCCAGGGGUGGAGGCGGAGAGGGGAGCGGCGGCGCUGCCAGGGCCAUCAGUGGGCCACCUGUCCGGAGCACAGGGACAUCACCUUGGCCGUCACGGGGCAGCCACGUCCCCAUCCUUUUACCUCCCCAGUGCCACUUGGUGCCUGGCCAGGCAGCGAUGUGUCCAGGCAGGGUGUGAGGCACCGCCGGGGCUCGUCCCCAAGGACGCUGAGCCGACGUCGUCCCUCGGAGCCGCCGUCCCGACCGCGCGAUGCUGAGCCUCAAGCUACCCCGGCUGCUCAGCAUCAACCAAGUGCCUAAGGGCUACCAGGAGCAGGGCAUCCUCUGCGGGUACCGCCCCCCGCGGAGCUCGGCGGCCGACUGCCUCCUCAGCGUCUUCCAAAUGACCAACGAAACGCUCAACAUCUGGACGCAUUUCGUGCCCGCCUGGUACUUCGUGUGGACCCUGGUGGGGCGGCUGCGGGGGCCGGGGGGCCCGGAGGACCCCCACGCCUGGCCCCUCCUCGCCUACCUGCUGACCUGCUGCAUCUACCCCCUGGCCUCCAGCUGCGCCCACACCUUCAGCCCCAUGUCCACCCGCGCCAGGCACAUCUGCUACUUCUUCGAUUACGCGGCGCUCAGCAUGUACAGCUUGGGUUCUGCGCUGGCGUAUUCAGCGUACGUUUUCCCAGACGAGUGGGUCAGCAGCACCUUCCACCACUGUUACGUCCCCAUCGCCGUGUUCAACACCGUGGUGAGCACCAGCCUGUCCUGCUAUUCCAGGUUCCUGGAGGUGGAGCGGCCGCGGCUCAGCAAGGCGUCCCGCACCCUGGCCUUCGUGUACCCCUACCUCUUCGACAGCAUUCCCCUCUUCUACAGGUUCUACCUGUGCGCCGUGCGGAGCUGCGCCGAGCCCGCGGUCGCGCUGCACUACAAGCACACCGCCUUCGCCUUCCUCACCUGCUUCAUCUUCGCCACUCACCUGCCGGAGAGGCUCGCGCCAGGACACUUCGACUACAUCGGGCACAGCCACCAGGUUUUCCACGUGUGCGGGAUCCUGGGCACGCACUUCCAGAUGGAAGCCAUCAUGAUGGACAUGAGCGAGCGCCACGAGCGGCUGCUGGCCACCUCGCUGCUGCCCUCCGCCCUGCAGACCCUGGUGCCCAUGGGCACCUGCAUGGCCAUCGGCCUGGCCGUCAUCGGGCUCAGCUCCGCGUCCCUCUGCUUCAUGCCCGAGCCUGGGCACAAAGACAAGCCACACGGGCACUAGGCUUCGGGUCUAGGUGGCACCCGUGCUGCUCUGCAAGCCAGAGCCUAAACAGCACGUGGAUGGGAUGAGUUUAUCUGCAUACGCUCUAGGAGAAAAUGUUUAUUUACGGUUUCUCGAGAGCGGAACAUAUUGCACUGGUUUUUGUACAUAUAGCUUUAAAGCUGGGAACAGAUUAUGCAAUGCUUUUAAUCAAGUUGGUCUUUCACCACCAGAAAUAUUUAAAAUAAUCUUAACGUUUCCUGCAAAAGGGAGAUAAGUGCUAAUACUUUCCAAAGCAAUAGGCAUUCAUCGGUUCUGCCUUAUGGAGGACGUGGGGAAGCAAGGGCAGGGGGGAGCACUGGGGGUACGAAUGUCCCUGCUGGUGGCUUGGUCCUGAAGCAGGCCCCGAUGGCAGGGAAGGGAACGCGCUGUGCGCCACGUCCCGAGCUCUGAGCCCAGGGCCCUCACCUUGCAGGUCCUGUCAUCUGGGGGGCCAAAACUCAGAUAUCAGAGUCCUUGCACUAAACCCAAGUGCCUACCCGAUAUGGGACUGAGGGAGACCAGGGCGUGCCUACACUUUAAAUUUUACUGAAAUAGCUAUUUUUGAUAAUUAUCCGGAAAGUGUUACUCCAAGGGAUCUCUCCAUGUGGAUGCUCCUCCAGAAUAGCCCUUUUUGCCCAAUUGCAGUGCAUAGAUGAGUCCUGGGGAGUGAAUUUCUGUGCAAGAACUCAGCUCUCACCCUACGGCUGGGGGCACCUCUGCCCCUCCUUGCCUUCUGGUCCCUCUUGCACAGAAAAGUGUUUGUGGCUCCCCUAGGGCUGGUGGCUCCAGCGACGGAGCCGUGCCCGUGCCUGGCUGGGCUCCACGGCGCAAGCAGCCCGCCAAAGGGGAUCGCUUCUCCUCCAAGAGAGGUCCUGAGGGCUUUGGGGACGCUUCCGAUGAGGCUGUCACGUUGGUUUUACCCGAUACCUUACAGGAGGUGCAUGUGAUGCAGAUGACUGCUAUGGAAUGUUAUCAAGCUCCUUGAUAAUCAUACGGGUGUAUAACUUGUUUCGCGUAUAAUUACCUCUCUCAAGGUAUACUAGAUGCACUUUUGAGUGACAACACAAUGGCUCGUUAAAGAUAUUAUGGGACAACUAAGUCUUUUGAAAGCAAACUUUCUUUUGAAAACUGACCAAGAUUUAUAUUAAUAUUUAUAAGCACUGGAACAUAAUUGUUUAUUCAACAGUUUUAUUUCAUUAAAAGAGGAAACUAAUAUAACUAUGGCACUGAUGUAUUCUAACCUGAUUUGGAUAGUUCCGUUUCUGUCUGUGAAAAUAAUCACUUCAGAGAUAAUUGCUAAUAAUUGCAAAGCUUAUUUACCUUGUGUAUAUGUGUAACUGGAAAGGAAUCUGGCUCUAUCUGCAAGACAUGAUUUAAGCUCUGUAAACUUUACAUUAAUUACUCUAAUUUUUUUCUUAGUUGUUUGUUUAACUUCUGAAUUUGGGAAGUUCUCUGGUGCUCUUGAGGUGAACUUACUUGCAGGAAAACUACACUGAAAAUAUAGCACUACAUUCUAUACUGCCACAAUCCCUCCGGAUCCUGCAGCCCUUUGCACAGACCCUCUGCCCAGUGCACACCUUACACAACAAGUGAGUGAAUGUGGUUUGAUCUUGGAGCAGCAUAGCCAAGCCAGAUUUCUUAUUCAGUUGGAGACAGGCCUUCAAAAAGCUGUUCAAUGUACUUCAUUUUAUUCACAUAAAGAAAUAAAAGCUUUGUGUCAAGCUGCAAACAA
Cygnus atratus (black swan) is the source of this 3538-nucleotide messenger RNA. RefSeq names its product progestin and adipoQ receptor family member 5 (gene PAQR5). The transcript has 9 exons. Gene Ontology annotation, cellular component: membrane. The coding region runs from base 787 to 1785 and encodes 332 amino acids. Gene Ontology annotation, molecular function: signaling receptor activity. The record is from RefSeq and is a predicted model, not a curated record. Lineage: Eukaryota; Metazoa; Chordata; Aves; Anseriformes; Anatidae.